This is a messenger RNA of Polypterus senegalus (gray bichir), 1011 nucleotides long. RefSeq names its product CD209 antigen-like protein E. The transcript has 6 exons. The coding region runs from base 136 to 849 and encodes 237 amino acids. NCBI's taxonomy places the organism in Eukaryota, Metazoa, Chordata, Cladistia, Polypteriformes, Polypteridae. The record is from RefSeq and is a predicted model, not a curated record.
CUGCUGAUACCAUAAGUGACUUGGCUUCAGUGUUCCCUCAAACAAAAUAUAACCACUAUCUUUCACACAACACUUCUGUUAAGACUUACUACAAAAUGCAAGUCACUCGUACUGGGUGGAGAGAUCUUUUUUUGGAUGACUGUAGGACAUCUUUGCUUUUACAUGCAUUUUACACCUCCUAAAAGGAUGGCCAGCUGCCCUGCUGUCUAUGAAAAUUUUGGCAACCUGCGGAUUGCUGAAGAUGUCCCUUCAAGACAAAAUAGUGUCUGGUCUAAUAAGACCUUGCUAAUUACCCUGGCACUUUGCAUUACAGCCCUGGUGGUGAUUCUUUCAGUAGGAGGUGUUGCCUAUCACCAAAUCAAUGAAGAUUUUCAAGAAAUGGAAGAGCAAAUCAACAUGAUCAAUUUGACCUUGAUGAUGUUAAGCUGGGAUUUAUAUUCUCUCAAAGGCAACAUGUCCAGUUCCUGCCCUGUACUAUGGCAUAUGAACAAAGGAAAGUGCUUUUUCUUCUCCUACAAAAAAAGGACAUGGUCCUCAGCAGAGAAAUCCUGUUUAAAUGAAAAAGCAAAUCUAGCAGUGAUCAACACCCAAGAGACACAGAGGUUCCUCUCAAGAUUUAGACUAAAGUUAAAUUUCUGGAUUGGACUUCGCUACAAUGAUUCUAACUGGAAAUGGACUGAUGGCUCAUCUCUGCACACUUCUGAGACAUAUUGGCAACCUGGUCAGCCAUCACAUCUGCUAAAGAACAACUACUGUGUGUACAUGUCACCUGAAUCCAAUGGUUCACUCUGGGCAGUAGCAAAAUGUGAUGAACAUAAACACUGGGUAUGUGAGAAGCUGGCAGCCUGAGGAGCUACCAUCACUUUCACUCUUACCUUAAGCUUAAGCCUUCAUCAAACUUUAUGGUCAGAGUACUCCUCGGCUUAGUAUUGUGAACUCGGGAUUAUAAAAGUUAGCAAAGUAAAUAUGUAUGGUACUGUUACAUUCCCUUUAAUAAAGUGAUGUUUAUUA